Baudoinia panamericana UAMH 10762 is the source of this 840-nucleotide messenger RNA. RefSeq lists its product as uncharacterized. Gene Ontology annotation, cellular component: nucleus; cytoplasm; TRAPP complex. Lineage: Eukaryota; Fungi; Ascomycota; Dothideomycetes; Mycosphaerellales; Teratosphaeriaceae. Bases 58 to 588 code for a protein of 176 amino acids. The transcript has 3 exons. Gene Ontology annotation, biological process: endoplasmic reticulum to Golgi vesicle-mediated transport. The record is from RefSeq and is a predicted model, not a curated record.
GGCGGGUGUGCUACUCGGUCAAUCUUAGACGGAAACGAAAAUGAGGUGACAAGUGCCAUGUCUUAUUAUUUUACCAUCAUCGGCACUAAAGACAACCCGCUCUUCGAGCUCGAGUUUGGCACCUCGAAAGUCGGCGGCGAUGGAAUUGCGCGCUUCCGCGACGAGGCGAGAUACAUGAAUCAAUUUAUCGUGCACGCAGCUCUUGACAUCGUUGAAGAAGUGCAAUGGGGUACCAAGGAGCAGUAUCUCAGAAGGGUCGACACCUUCCAAAACAAUCAUGUCCACUGCUUCCUGACUGGCGGCAAUAUGAAGUUCAUGCUGCUCAUGAACCCGGAUCCUAGUAAUACCACAUAUUCCGCAUACCAGACAAGUCCACCAUCGAGACCUUCGACAGGUCGUCAGAGUACGAUUUUGCUCGCAGCGAACCCCACCAGUCAACAGACCGAGGAUGCCGUGAGACAAUUCAUGGCUGAAGUCUACGAAGCCUGGAUCAAGUGUCUCAUGAACCCGUUCUAUCUGAUCAAUCAGCCAGUACGGAGUCCCAUUUUCCGUGGUCGCGUAUCAGCUGCAGCCAAGAAGUAUCUAUAAACGACUAGGGCCUGGACGGGAGCUCUCUGGUCCAAAUAUUACCUAUAGUGGUUUCUGGUGUGGACUAUGCACACAGCGAGCUCGAAAGGAGCAACUCCGCCAGGAACCCGGCAACCCUGGCGAGAGAACAGCAGGGUAGCUUGAACGUGAAGUGGCGUCCUCGUGCUCUUCAGCUGUAGAGAUGAUGAACAUGCUCAUAACGCUGUAGCGGAAUCUCACCCGUCGAAUGAGGAUAUCGAACAGCCCAGCGAA